CCCGCCCAGGGGUGUUGGCUUUUGAGGUGUGACACACUUGAGCUGGAUACAAACUAGAGCUGACUGAGAGGCUCCGUCAGUGUUCAUCACAUCAGUAGACGGGACACAUUUGAUUUCACUUUGUGUCAGGCUUUCGGACAGUUACUCAGGAUGACACACCAGUUCCCCACGCUCUCCGAGUCGCAGAAGAAGGAGCUACAUGAGACUGCUCUACGCAUAGUUUCUCCAGGGAAGGGCAUCCUGGCUGCAGAUGAGUCUGUGGGCAGCAUGGCUAAGCGGCUGGCCCAGGUGGGAGUGGAGAACACAGAGGAGAACCGCAGACAGUACCGGCAGAUUCUCUUCAGUGCGGACGAUCGCAUCAACAGCUGCAUUGGAGGGGUCAUCUUCUUCCAUGAGACGCUGUACCAGCACUCUGAUAACGGCGUACCCUUUGUCAAAAUGAUCAGGGACAGGGGUAUCCUGGUUGGCGUCAAGGUUGACAAGGGUGUUGUCCCCCUUGCAGGGACCUGUGGAGAAACCACCACACAGGGUCUGGAUGGAUUGUCAGAGCGCUGUGCACAGUAUAAAAAGGAUGGAGCCGUCUUUGCAAAGUGGCGCUGUGUGCUCAAAAUGAGUGACACCAAUCCAUCUAAACUUGCUAUCACUGAAAAUGCAAAUGUUCUUGCACGCUACUCUAGCAUCUGCCAGCAGCAAGGUAUUGUGCCCGUCAUAGAGCCGGAGAUUUUGCCUGAUGGAGAUCACGACCUGAAACGCAGCCAGUACGUCACUGAGAAGGUCCUGGCUGCAGUGUACAAAGCCAUGUCUGACCACCACGUGUACCUGGAAGGCACUCUCCUCAAACCCAACAUGGUGACACCUGGGCACAGCUGCUCCACCAAGUACAGCCCAGAAGAGGUUGCUAUGGCAACUCUCACCGCGUUGCGCCGCACUGUUCCCCCAGCGGUCACAGGCGUGGCUUUUCUCUCAGGCGGUCAGAGUGAAGAGGAGGCCUCCGUCCACCUCAAUGCCAUCAACAACUGCCCUCUGGCCAAACCCUGGGUCCUGACGUUCUCCUUUGGCCGAGCCCUGCAGGCGUCUGCACUCAGAGCCUGGAGAGGACAUAAAGAGAACGAGAAAGCCGCCACUGAGCAGUUCAUCAAGAGAGCAGAGGUGAACAGUCUGGCAUGUCAGGGGAAGUACACUGGUGGUGAUAACUAUGGUGAGCCUAACCAGCGUGUUUAUGGAUCCUGUCAUGCAUACUGAACAGUAUGAGAAGCCACAUUUCAGUUAGCAGUGUGUUCCUUUCAUUACCGUAACAACACAUGUUAGAGAAUUAUUGUAAUGUAGAUACUAGAUACAAUAUUUCAGAAUAUUCACACUCAUGAUGAUGUUACAUGAAAACAACUGACAGCAUGUUUUCUUGCCUUGACAAAUGAGGACAAUCAGAACAUGGCCUUGGAUAUUUCUAAUGCACGUACUGAAUGAGAGAUGCUUGCUUUAAUUUUGUUUUGUCUUUUUUGCACGGGAUGCUCUUAACUGUGACAGUGCCAUCACUAAAGCUUUAAAAUCCUGCAUUUACUUACUUAGUAUCAAAAAUACUAACUUGCCAUGUGCUGUAAGUAAAUUUAAUUUUGGCUGCAGAAGAAUAAUAUUAGUUUAUAUCACAGCACUGUUAAUUAAAUAGUAAUAGCGGCUGAAUUUCUGGCGUAGAUUCCCCCACAUAUUCCGUGGAAGUAUAUUCAAGUUGUGCAAAGUUUCUGUAUGGUUGUGUGUGAACAUGAGGAUUUUUCUAGUUUAGUUUUACUCUUCAUUUAGAAGUCACCAUGCACAAUUAGAAAUAUUGCACCAGAAUUAGCUUCAAGCUAAUUUUCAUCUGCAGUCCCUUGGCAGAAAGUACACUUAGCACAAGAAUAAAAUACAACUCAGUGUGAUUUUUGUGUGUGUGUUACCAUUCUCAAGAGUAUUCUCUGUGUCUCAAAGUCUAAUUGAACAUAGUUCAAAUGUAAACAUUCAAACAAUAAAACAGUGUUCAGGUAAA
Seriola aureovittata is the source of this 2017-nucleotide messenger RNA. RefSeq names its product aldolase C, fructose-bisphosphate, a (gene aldoca). The transcript has 9 exons. Gene Ontology annotation, biological process: glycolytic process; fructose 1,6-bisphosphate metabolic process. The coding region runs from base 151 to 1242 and encodes 363 amino acids. Gene Ontology annotation, cellular component: cytosol. The record is from RefSeq and is a predicted model, not a curated record. Lineage: Eukaryota; Metazoa; Chordata; Actinopteri; Carangiformes; Carangidae. Gene Ontology annotation, molecular function: fructose-bisphosphate aldolase activity.